Bipolaris oryzae ATCC 44560 is the source of this 1554-nucleotide messenger RNA. Its product is annotated as glycosyltransferase family 2 protein. Lineage: Eukaryota; Fungi; Ascomycota; Dothideomycetes; Pleosporales; Pleosporaceae. The transcript has 2 exons. Gene Ontology annotation, biological process: extracellular matrix assembly; hyaluronan biosynthetic process. The record is from RefSeq and is a predicted model, not a curated record. Bases 1 to 1554 code for a protein of 517 amino acids. Gene Ontology annotation, molecular function: hyaluronan synthase activity.
AUGCGUUCCCGACAUGCAUACGGUCUCUUCAGUGCGCUCGGUUCAUUGUUGACAUGGCUCUGUAUGCACAUAUUCACCAACUACGGAAACCCAUGGGACAUAUUCCCAGACUCGAUUCGACGAUUGUGUAUCGCUGUAUUCGUUAUAACAGUCGUCGACUACAUUUGGACCAUUAUAUGGUGGGUUGCAUACGAGCCUGUCCCUGUACCGGCUGAUGAGGCUGCGCUCCCAAAUAUCACUGUUGUGAUACCCGUAUACAACGAGUCAUAUUUUAUUCGGUACUCUCUGCAUUCCGUUCUGCAGUCAUCCUAUCCCAAAGAUCGAUUGGAAGUUGUUGUAGUAGAUGAUGGCUCUACAGACGACACAUGGAAGCACAUUGCUGCGGUCGAGACUUCAUACGCCAACACCGCAGUUUCUUAUCGAACUAUUCGACAUGAGAGAAAUCUUGGCAAGCGAUUCGCGAUCCACACUGGCUUUUCCCUAGCAUCCGGUGACAUUAUCAUCUCUCUAGAUUCAGACAGCAUAUUGGAGCGCAAUUCAAUAUCUCGAUUGAUAGCACCGCUAGUGCUCGAUAAUCGAAUUGGAGGUGUGGCAGGCCAUUUGAGCGUGCUGAAUGUGGACCAAAAAGUCAUUCCCCGAUUGCUCGAUAUACUGUUCGAGACUAGUGGCAACAUCCCUCGAGCAGCACAAUCACGAGCAUGUAGCGCCGUCACGAUCCUUCCAGGUGCCCUUUCAGCAUAUCGCACAAUCGCAAUCAAGCCGUUCCUUGCAAGCCUUCGCGAAACCACCUUCAUGGGCACGCCGAUUAAGCAUGGAGAAGAUAUUGAGAUAACGCUUGGCUUACUAUAUGCUGGCUGGAGAACGGUGUACCAGAGUAAUGCUAUUGUUCACACCAUCGCGCCAGAAAAUGCUACUCGAGCUUUCUUGAUGUACACGCGUUGGGAAAGAAGUUCGUACGUGUACUUGUUGUCAAGCUUCUCUAAGAUCACUUUUCCAGCCAUCCUCAGACAACUCGGUACUCAGCUUCUCAAGGAUGUCAAAGUCAACACUAGAAGCUAUUUCUAUGUUGACAUAUACGAGGAGGCAAAGCAUCUUCAACGCAGUUCAAAUUCGGGCGCUACUUCGAGGACGAGUAUAGGGUGCCUAUUCUUGCUUAUCAAUCUCACAUCAACUGCCGUUGGUAACUGUUUGUUUCCCUUAGCGCUAUACGCUCAGAUGUACAUGGCUGUCUCUCGCCCUGAUGCAAUUCUGACAGGGUGUUUCAUUACGCUACUGUUGUCGGGCUUUCGUUCUCUUCUUUUUUUCGCUGAUUGUAGCGAUGAUCGAAAAAGCAAGGGAAAAGCAACCGAAGGAGAAGGGGAGAAAGGGAUAGGGAGCCUGAAUGGAACUAACACAACAAAGCAGGAUCGGAUUUCGAUGUUUAGUCGAAAAUCGCGACUUUCUUGGAGGUUACAGUAUGGAUGGCUCGCCAUUCUUUUUCACGCAAGCUUCAUUAGCUGGUCAUCUAUAACCGCAUUACUGACGAUCAGGAGUCAGAAAUGGCUUACCAGAUAA